This is a messenger RNA of Plenodomus lingam JN3, 1677 nucleotides long. Lineage: Eukaryota; Fungi; Ascomycota; Dothideomycetes; Pleosporales; Leptosphaeriaceae. The record is from RefSeq and is a predicted model, not a curated record.
AUGUUUGGCAGCUCCGACAAGGAUAGUAGUGAGUCUGGCAUCAGCGACGCAUCCAAGCCCGCGGCUGCCCCUCCGUCCGACAGCAACCCCGCUACUUCUGUAGCCAACACGACCGCGACAGCGACGACAGGCAAUGGCGCUGCUGCCACGGACCGCAAACUCAGCGACAGCGGUGUUGCGCCCGGCAGCGAGAAGAAGCGGCGGAGUAGCGGCGUGUCGCGUGCGCGAGACAUGUUCUCGAGCGCAAAGCAGUCGCUGCACCUGAGCGGCUCGCCCACCUCAACGUCUUCGGGUGGCCUGUUGGACAAGAACACUGUGCAGACGCCUAUGCAGAAGCUGGGCAAGUCAGAUGCAGCCCUCAGCGUACCUCAGGGUGCGCUCAACAAUUCGGCGGGCGAGUCUGCCCCCGGCCCCAGGUCGACGUUUCGCGUGGGAGUCACAGAGGAUAAGAACAAAAAGUGCAGACGGACCAUGGAGGACACGCAUGCCUAUCUAUACAACUUCCUGAGCACGCCCGCGCCCUCGUACGGUGCGGACAAGACGACCUCGGGCUCAGACGCUGGCUCUACCCGGUCCGAUCCCUCGUCGCAAGCGGUCGUCGAGACGGAUAACGGCUAUUUCGCCAUCUUCGACGGGCACGCCGGCACUUUUGCUGCGGACUGGUGUGGCAAGAAACUUCACUUGAUCCUCGAAGACACGAUCCGCAAGAAUCCAAACACGCCGAUCCCUGAACUGCUGGACCAGACCUUUACCGUAGUCGACCAGCAGCUCGAGAAGCUUCCUCUCAAGAACAGUGGCUGCACCGCGGUGAUUGCCGUCUUGAGGUGGGAGGACCGAGUUCCCAAUUCGCAGUCGUCUACGGGCUCGGUUCUCUUUGCGCCUGCUGCCGUCUCGGCUGUCAAGCACGCCGGCGAGGGCGGAGAGGUCAAGGCAGAUGCGCCCGAUGCCAGCCCAGCAGGCGAGCAGCAAGUCGAGGCGAAGCUGCGGAACGAGGCCAGUCGGCAAAGAGUGCUCUAUACAGCCAACGUUGGCGACGCGCGCAUUGUACUUUGUCGAAAUGGCCGAGCACUCCGUCUGUCAUACGAUCACAAGGGCAGCGACGAGAACGAGGGCAGACGUGUUGCCAGCGCCGGCGGCCUGAUCCUCAACAACCGCGUCAACGGCGUACUUGCUGUAACUCGCGCACUGGGGGAUGCCUAUAUGAAGGAUCUGGUCACUGGUCACCCAUACACCACCGAGACGGUAAUCCAGGCCGAUCAGGAUGAGUUUCUUAUCUUGGCAUGCGACGGUCUUUGGGAUGUCUGCUCCGAUCAAGAAGCCGUCGACCUCAUCCGUGGUGUCCAGGACCCUCAGGAAGCCUCCAAGAAGCUGGUCGACUACGCCCUGGCACGCUUCUCAACGGAUAACCUUUCCUGUAUGGUCGUCCGCUUUGACAACAAGGCGCUCCGCCAACGCAAGAACGAGGCGGCAAUGGGUGUCGAUGGCGACCAGGCUACCAUCAAGGGUGGCAUCACUGAAGCAGAUGCCAUUGUCGCGCAAGCACAGAAGACGAUUGGUGAGCCCGAACAGUCAAUAGAGACGGCGACCAAGGAGAUUAUGAUGGAGGAAGCACAGAAAGAGCCGGGACCAGAGCUCAACAUUGAGGCUGCCAAAGCGGCUCAAAAGAACAAUGGUUAG